Messenger RNA from Diorhabda sublineata, 1113 nucleotides. RefSeq lists its product as uncharacterized. NCBI's taxonomy places the organism in Eukaryota, Metazoa, Arthropoda, Insecta, Coleoptera, Chrysomelidae. Gene Ontology annotation, molecular function: sequence-specific DNA binding. The record is from RefSeq and is a predicted model, not a curated record. Bases 444 to 965 code for a protein of 173 amino acids. The transcript is spliced from 5 exons.
UAUUUUGGGUAAAAUUAGACAUAAUAUUUAUUAAUAUCAGUUUUUAUCAAUUUGAAUACCUAUACUACUUUCAUUGACAAAAAAUAAUGUGAAGAAGGAAAUCCGACAAAAUACACAAAUAUUAAGAUUAAAAAAGAUGAAAAAACUCGUCAGCUGAUUACAUUUACCCUCUAAUACUAGGGUAGGAAUGAUGUGAUUAUGGAGUGUAGAGAAGGAGGAACAUCUCUUAUGGACGGUACGUUUAAAAUAUGAUCUGAAUUCUGUAGGGAUAAUACGUGGCGCUGAUUGUACUAUGGGAUUGAGAUCUGAAGUUAGACACUUACUAUAUCUGAAACUAGCUUCAGAUUCUAUAAACUAACGAAAACAGAAUAUUAUGUAGGUGGUGAAAAGAAUUAAACGUUUAAAAAUAUUAAAAAAAUAGUAAAAAAAGAAUACAAAAAAUCAUGGUGAAAACUUGUUGUAUUUCUGGAUGUAUAAGUGGUUCUUUAAAAGAUCGUGGAAUUCGUUCAUCUCAAAAUAUAAAACAAGCAAGUCUCUUUGGAAUACCAAAGGACGCUACGCUGCUAGCACAAUGGUCUUCUAUUUUGAACAUGACUUUAACGAAACAUCAUUGUAUCUGCGAUUAUCAUUUUAAAGAAGAAGAUAUUGUGAAAUCGCGGAAGAUUGAUUAUUCAGGUGGAAUAAUCAAAGAAUAUGAAUUGAAACAAUGGACCCUAUUGCCAAAUGCUGUACCAGUUAACCUACAGCCAAGACAAUAUGAUAUUGAACUUUCAGAAAAUCAAGAAAACCUGCACUAUCAAACGGUUAAAAUAAUAAAUGACGAUAAAUUUUCAAAGAAGCCAACUAUCAAUGUGCAAAAGCAACAGUUGGACAAUUGUAUUAACAUUAGAAAAAAGCCAGCGUCAACAUCAAUCGAAAAGAUCUCACCUUCGCUGAUAAAAAUCCGAAAAAACUGCAAGUUCUGACGAUAAAUAUCCACAAUUUAUUUCACAUAAAACAUCAUUAAAUAGUAUACCUGAUCAACCAGUAGACAAGAUGCAAAUUGCUGUGAACAAUGUAGAGACAAGAUUUGAUGCAGAACAAGUUUUUUUAAAUGAAAUCGAUUCAAACAAU